Lemur catta (Ring-tailed lemur) is the source of this 1570-nucleotide messenger RNA. RefSeq names its product C-X-C motif chemokine receptor 3 (gene CXCR3). Gene Ontology annotation, cellular component: membrane. Gene Ontology annotation, molecular function: C-X-C chemokine receptor activity. The transcript is spliced from 2 exons. Gene Ontology annotation, biological process: immune response; chemotaxis; inflammatory response. The coding region runs from base 63 to 1169 and encodes 368 amino acids. The record is from RefSeq and is a predicted model, not a curated record. Lineage: Eukaryota; Metazoa; Chordata; Mammalia; Primates; Lemuridae.
ACAAGCAGCCAAGCAGAGGGGCAGGCAGCACGCGGCCCGGCAGCCAGAGCACCAGCCCAGUCAUGGUCUCUGAGAUGAGCGACCACCAAGUGCUGGAUGUCUCUGACAUUGCCUCCCUCCUGGAAAACUUCAGCUCUUCCUAUGACUACGGAGAAAACGAGAGCGACUCCUGCUGUGCCUCCCCACCCUGCCCGCAGGACUUCAGCCUGAACUUCGACCGGGCCUUCCUGCCGGCCCUCUACAGCCUCCUCUUUCUCCUGGGGCUGGUGGGCAACGGCGCCGUGGCAGCCGUGCUGCUGAGCCGGCGGGCAGCCCUGAGCAGCACCGACACCUUCCUGCUGCACCUGGCCGUGGCAGAUGCGCUGCUGGUGCUGACGCUCCCGCUCUGGGCGGUGGAUGCUGCCGUGCAGUGGGUCUUCGGCUCCGGCCUCUGCAAGGUGGCAGGUGCUCUCUUCAAUAUCAACUUCUACGCAGGGGCCCUCCUGCUGGCCUGCAUCAGCUUUGACCGCUACCUGAGCAUAGUGCACGCCACCCAGCUCUACCGCAGGGGCCCCCGGGCCCGCGUGGCCCUCACCUGCAUAGCCGUUUGGGGGCUCUGUCUGCUCUUUGCCCUCCCAGACUUCAUCUUCCUGUCGGCCCGCUAUGACGAGCGCCUCAACGCCACCCACUGCCAGUACAACUUCCCGCAGGUGGGCCGCACAGCUCUGCGGGUACUGCAGCUGGUGGCUGGUUUCCUGCUGCCCCUGCUGGUCAUGGCCUACUGCUAUGCCCGCAUCUUGGCGGUGCUGCUGGUCUCCAGGGGCCAGCGGCGCCUGCGAGCCAUGCGGCUGGUGGUGGUGGUGGUGGUGGCCUUUGCCCUCUGCUGGACCCCUUACCACCUGGUGGUGCUGGUGGACACCAUCAUGGACCUGGGGGCCCUGGCCCGCAACUGUGGCCUAGAGAGCCGUGUGGAUGUGGCCAAGUCGGUCACCUCAGGCCUGGGCUACAUGCACUGCUGCCUCAACCCGUUGCUCUAUGCUUUUGUGGGUGUCAAGUUCCGAGAGUGGAUGUGGACGCUGCUCUCGCGCCUGGGCUGCCCCGACCAGAGAGGCCUCCAGCGGCAGCCAACGUCUUCCCGCCGGGAUUCAUCCUGGUCCGAGACCACAGAGGCCUCCUACUCUGGCUUGUGAAGCUGGAAGGGGGGCUCCUGUUUCACCCCACAGCCUCCCUCCCUCUCAGCCUGGCCCCUGGGACUCACCGGCAGCCCCAGCACUGCCGGGUCUCCCAGGAAGCUGCCCUCCCAGCUCUGGGGGCUGCACCACUGCUGCUCCUUAGCAGCCAUGCCCCACCCUGCCGCUUCAGAGGUGGCUGCCAGGAGCCCCACUGCCCUUCUCAUUCGGAAACCAGAACUUGACCUUCCCCGUAUGGACGGGAAAGGGGCAUAGAGCACACUGCCCCUGUGGGGCUGCGGCCCAGGCCUCCAGCUUAGCAGUGACUGUAGCUGUGGUCCCCAAAAUCUCUGUAUUUGCUCACUUCUAUUUUUAUGUCUAAAAUCCUGCUUAAAACUUUUCAAUAAACAAGAUCCUGAGGA